GGUAGCAGCAGCGGCCCCCGGUUCCUGAGCCCACCGCAGGCUGAAGACGUCGCUGGCGGCCCAUGCCCGUGGCGGAAGUGUGCAGAUGGGAUUUAUGUCCACAUGGAGAUAUGGAAGAGGACCGGGCAUUGGCACCGUAACCAUGGUCAGCUGGGGUCGCUUUAUCUGCCUGGUCGUGGUCACCCUGGCAACCGUGUCUCUGGCCCGGCCCUCCUUCAAUUUAGUUGAAGAUACCACCUUGGAGCCAGAAGAGCCACCAACCAAGUACCAAAUCUCUCCACCGGAAGUGCACGUGGCCACGCCCGGGGAGUCGCUAGAGUUGCGCUGCCUGUUGAAAGAUGCCUCCAUGAUCAGUUGGACUAAGGAUGGGGUGCUCUUGGGGCCCAACAAUAGGACAGUGCUUAUUGGGCAGUACUUGCAGAUAAAAGGCACCACGUCUAGAGACUCCGGCCUCUAUGCUUGUACUGCGGCUAGGACAGUAGACAGUGAGGCCUUGUACUUCAUGGUCAAUGUCACAGAUGCAAUCUCCUCUGGAGAUGACGAGGAUGACCCCGACGGCCCCGAGGACUUGGUCAGUGAGCACAAUGGCAGCAAGAGGGCUCCAUAUUGGACCAACACGGAGAAGAUGGAGAAGCGGCUGCACGCAGUCCCCGCUGCCAACACUGUCAAGUUCCGCUGUCCAGCCGGUGGGAAUCCCACACCAACCAUGAGGUGGCUGAAAAACGGGAAGGAUUUUAAGCAGGAGCAUCGCAUCGGCGGCUACAAGGUUCGAAACCAGCACUGGAGCCUCAUUAUGGAGAGUGUGGUCCCGUCCGACAAAGGAAACUACACUUGUGUAGUGGAAAACGAAUAUGGGUCCAUCAACCACACAUACCACCUCGAUGUUGUGGAGCGGUCCCCACACCGGCCUAUCCUCCAAGCCGGACUGCCAGCAAAUGCCUCCACCGUGGUCGGGGGCGACGUGGAGUUUGUCUGCAAAGUGUACAGCGAUGCCCAGCCCCACAUCCAGUGGAUCAAGCAUGUUGAAAAGAACGGCAGCAAGUACGGGCCUGACGGGCUGCCCUACCUGAAGGUUCUCAAGCACUCGGGGAUAAAUAGUUCCAAUGCCGAAGUGCUGGCCCUGUUCAAUGUGACUGAGGCGGACGCUGGGGAGUAUAUAUGUAAGGUCUCCAAUUAUAUAGGGCAGGCCAACCAGUCUGCCUGGCUCACUGUCCUGCCCAAACAGCAAGCUCCCGUAAGAGAAAAGGACAUUGCCACUUCCCCAGACUACCUGGAGAUAGGCAUUUACUGCAUAGGGGUCUUCCUAAUUGCCUGCAUGGUGGUGACCGUCAUCCUGUGCCGCAUGAAGACGACAGCUAAGAAGCCGGACUUCGGCAGCCAGCCGGCCGUUCACAAGCUGACCAAGCGCAUCCCCCUGAGGAGACAGGUAACAGUGUCUGCUGAGUCCAGCUCCUCCAUGAACUCUAACACCCCAUUGGUGAGGAUAACGACGCGCCUUUCCUCCACGGCGGACACCCCCAUGUUGGCAGGGGUCUCCGAGUAUGAACUGCCCGAGGAUCCAAAAUGGGAGUUUCCAAGAGAUAAGCUGACGCUGGGGAAGCCCCUUGGGGAAGGCUGCUUUGGGCAAGUGGUCAUGGCCGAAGCCAUGGGUAUCGACAAGGAGAGGCCCAAGGAAGCCGUCACCGUGGCUGUGAAGAUGCUGAAAGACGACGCCACCGAGAAAGACCUUUCCGACCUGGUCUCCGAGAUGGAGAUGAUGAAGAUGAUCGGCAGACACAAAAACAUCAUCAAUCUCCUCGGAGCCUGCACCCAGGACGGGCCGCUCUACGUCAUAGUUGAGUAUGCCUCCAAGGGCAACCUCCGCGAGUACCUCCGCGCCCGCAGGCCGCCCGGGAUGGAGUACUCCUACGACAUCAACCGUGUGCCCGAGGAGCAGAUGACCUUCAAGGACCUGGUGUCGUGCACCUACCAGCUGGCCAGAGGCAUGGAGUACCUGGCCUCCCAGAAAUGCAUCCACCGAGACCUAGCAGCCAGAAAUGUCCUGGUCACAGAGAGUAACGUGAUGAAAAUAGCAGACUUUGGACUGGCCAGAGACAUCAACAACAUAGACUACUACAAAAAGACCACCAACGGGCGGCUCCCAGUCAAGUGGAUGGCCCCCGAAGCCCUCUUCGAUAGAGUCUACACCCAUCAGAGUGAUGUCUGGUCCUUCGGGGUGUUGAUGUGGGAGAUCUUCACUCUGGGGGGCUCGCCCUACCCAGGGAUCCCCGUGGAGGAGCUGUUUAAGCUGCUGAAGGAGGGGCACCGCAUGGACAAGCCUGCCAACUGCACCAAUGAGCUGUACAUGAUGAUGCGAGACUGCUGGCAUGCAGCGCCCUCCCAGAGACCCACCUUCAAGCAGUUGGUGGAAGACCUGGAUCGGAUUCUCACACUCACCACCACCGAGGACUACUUGGACCUCACCCAGCCUCUCGAACAGUAUUCUCCUAGUUACCCCGACACAAGGAGCUCUUGUUCGUCAGGAGACGACUCCGUCUUCUCUGCAGACCCCAUGCCUUAUGAUCCCUGCCUUCCUCCAUGCCCACACGUAAACAGCAGUGUUCAAACAUGAGCGGACCUGUCCUCCUGUCCCCACAUGGGAUGGCACUGGGAGCCACCUACACGGAGCAGGGAGGCCUUGCCUCCGCUUGUAUAUAUGGAUCAGAGGAGUAAAUCAUGGGCACGGUUGCCACCGUCAUCCUCAUCAUCAUCGUGCGUGUAAAGAGUUAGACAGUCAGUCGGGAACUCUGCCAGGCAACCUCCGCCCGGAAGAGAAGAAUGUUCAGGGGACCCUGAACUGCCGUGGGCCCACCACGUGAGCCCUCUGCCCCGCCGCCCGCAGGCACUGGCCAGGGCCCGUGGGACUCCAGGCGAACACCAGUUCUGCCGUCCGUGUUAAUUUUGUAAGAAUUGGAGAAAAUAUAUGUCAGCACAUACUUUCAGAGCACAGAUGCAGUAUAUAGGUGCUGGAUGUAUGUAAAUAUAUUCAAAUUAUGUAUAAAUAUAUAUUAUAUAUUUACAAUGAAUUAUUUUUUGUAUUGAUUUUAAAUGGAUGCCCCGAUGCACCUAGAAAAUUGGUCUCGCGCUUCUGUUUUUUUUUAAAAACCAGCUCUUUGCUUAAUGCUGUUCUUACAUGGAACUUCUUAAUUUUCACCCAGCAGAGGUGGGAAGGAAAAAAGGAAAACAAAAAAACCAACUCUUUCUUUCAGGGAAAAAUGAUAUAACAUUAAUUUAUUAAUGAAUUGGUAAUAUACAAAACAAUUAAUCAUUUAUAGUGUUGUCGGUGGUUUUUAAAAAAAUAAUGAUGUUAAGUGGCAUUCCUAUGCAGGCAGCACCAGGGCCUAGGGAAUUGUUGCUCACACUGAACUAGUUGCCGGAUCCUUUGAAAAGAGAGCCAGUGAUAGUGCCUGGCCUAUUUGGCAGGGUCAGGGUG
Molecule: messenger RNA, 3472 nt
Organism: Echinops telfairi (small Madagascar hedgehog)
Lineage: Eukaryota; Metazoa; Chordata; Mammalia; Afrosoricida; Tenrecidae
Gene: FGFR2
Product: fibroblast growth factor receptor 2
Exons: 17
Coding region: 86-2611 (841 amino acids)
Biological process (GO): positive regulation of kinase activity; multicellular organism development; protein phosphorylation
Cellular component (GO): signaling receptor complex; membrane
Molecular function (GO): fibroblast growth factor binding; fibroblast growth factor receptor activity; ATP binding
Source: RefSeq, a predicted model, not a curated record